Sceloporus undulatus (fence lizard) is the source of this 2143-nucleotide messenger RNA. It is a transcript of the gene MARCHF2, whose product is annotated as membrane associated ring-CH-type finger 2. The transcript is spliced from 5 exons. Gene Ontology annotation, biological process: protein ubiquitination. NCBI's taxonomy places the organism in Eukaryota, Metazoa, Chordata, Lepidosauria, Squamata, Phrynosomatidae. Gene Ontology annotation, molecular function: ubiquitin-protein transferase activity; zinc ion binding. The record is from RefSeq and is a predicted model, not a curated record. Bases 317 to 1060 code for a protein of 247 amino acids.
GGAAAAGUGGGCGGGCCCCCGCCGUCCAGUCAGGUGCGCAGUUCCUCCGGCGGAGAAUACUGACGGAGGCGGCCGGGGCCGAGGCCGCGGUGGCGGCGGCAGCCUCUCCUUCCUCCUCCUCCUCCUUCCCUGCGCUCUCCUGGGCGGAGAAAUGGGGCGGAAGGGGCCCCUGCGGCGCUGAGGGGGAGGAGGAGGAAGAAGGAGAAGAAGGAACGAGGAACCGGACGGAAGGGCGGGGCCCGAGCGGAAGGGGCGGGGCGCAGGCGUAUGAUGAUUCUGCCCUCCUGUCGCUGAUGCCUGCAUCUCCGUGGUCGCCAUGACAACGGGCGACUGCUGCCAUCUCCCCGGCUCGCUGUGCGACUGCCCCGGUGGCGCCGCCUUGUCCAAGUCGGUGGAAGAGGCUGACCUCGGCCGCCCCCAGUAUGUCACCCAAGUGACGGCCAAGGACGGGCGCCUGCUUUCCACAGUCAUCAAGGCCUUGGGGACCCAGAGCGAUGGGCCCAUCUGCCGGAUCUGCCACGAGGGGGGCAGUGGUGAGACCCUGCUGUCCCCCUGCGACUGCACUGGCACUUUGGGAGCUGUCCACAAGAGCUGCCUGGAGAAAUGGCUCUCCUCCUCCAACACCAGCUACUGCGAGCUCUGCCACACCGAGUUCGUUGUAGAGCGGCGGCCCCGGCCAUUGACAGAGUGGCUGAAGGACCCGGGGCCGCGCAACGAGAAGCGAACGCUCUUUUGCGACAUGGUGUGUUUCCUGUUCAUUACGCCGUUGGCCGCCAUUUCCGGCUGGCUCUGCCUUCGCGGUGCCCAAGACCACCUGCAAUUCAAUAGCCGCUUGGAGGCCAUCGGCCUGAUCGCCCUGACCAUAGCACUUUUCACAAUCUAUGUCCUCUGGACGCUGGUUUCAUUCCGCUACCAUUGCCAGCUGUAUUCAGAGUGGCGAAGGACCAAUCAGAAAGUCCGCCUGAUGAUCCCAGACUCAAGGCACCCUCCGCACCCCGUCCCGCACUCCCUACUCUCUGCCAAGCUGCUCAAGAAGAAGGCUGAUGAGACGACAGUAUGAGCUGGGACGGGGCAUCCUCCUCUUACAUGGCGGCAUGUGGCAGAAAUAGCACUUUCCUCAGCGGCGGCAAAAGCUGUGGCUGCGGCAACCAAGACUGAACAAUCAACUCGGCUGGAGGGGAGCUCACCGCCUGCUCCUCCUGUUAGGCCAGAUCCCAGAGAGACAACCAAGCUCCGGGUGCGUGCAAUGAUUGUGGGUGGCAGCCACCUGCCAAAGAGCGUCCGUUGGCCAGGCUCCAUCCUCCAGGCGAAACGCAGCGAGGGGAAGGAAAGCCCCUGCCUCUCUCCCCCUAUAUCCAUAUAUCUAUCUUAUAUUAUCAUAAUUAUUGUUGUAAUUAUAAUUUUAUUCCUGUUCUCCAUUUUCACCCUGGUUAGUUUCUUCCCUUCAAUGUCCCUGCCAGGCAGUCUGUGCCAGGGCUGUUGUCCUCUUGGCCACUUUCCACUUGGUGGAGCUGCUGCUGGGAAGUCCCCCCCCAACUCCUGCCUCAUGCCACGCGGCGUGGCUUCCAGAUCGUGCGCCUUCUCCCUCUUCUCCAGUGAUUUCACUGUGGGCACUGGGGAGAGCUGUGGGGCUGUGGCACGGAGUUGGGGCACCCCUGCUAGAAAUCCUGUAAAACAGUUGAGGCAAGUUAAAAAAAACCAACAACCACCACAAAAUCACUGUGACCUUGUGACAUCUGAAAGGAGUUUGCAGAUCUGCCUGCUGUCUGUUCUCAUUCUGGGAAUGAAUUGGUGCUCUUACGAAGAAUUGGAGGGGGAAGAGUUUGCUCCUCUUUUGCACCCCAGCCCCUCCCACAUGUGUCCCUGUGCCCUUUCCCUGUUUUUGCACUACAUAGAUUUUGGGAAUGGGGGGGAGGGAGGAGGCUGGGGGGGAUUCCGUUUCCUUCCCCUCCUGUUCCCCCCCCCUCUUGUUUUGUCAGUGAUGUUGCUUUCCCCGAUGUAGAGGAUUCUGUGCAUUUGAGAAUGGAUUGACAUAUAACCGUUGUCCCAGGAGGAGUAAAACAAAGAGACAACAAAGAACUCCCAAAUGUUGAACUGGAGGUUUGUUUUCUUAAGAAUAAAUAAAUGCUGUAACCACCUGGUA